UCAGUGCAUGCGAGCGCUGUUGACUUGCGGCAGAUAUGAUGAGUUGUGCAUGCAAGUGCAACUGAGCUGGUCCUCUUCACGGAUCAGUCCGUAUCGUCCCAAAGAAACAGAAAACGAAGAGCGUUGACUACUGCCGUGCUGGAUGUGUGCAGCGCAGUACGUGUCUAGACACAAUGAUCGUGCCGUGGAAAUAGUCGCUCGAGCUCGUCAGCCAGCACUGUCGCUAGCAUGCAACAGUUAGGUGCACGGGAAGCCUGGCAUCCCUGAGAGUGAGAGUUGAUCGGUGUGGCCGUCAGCCUACGGUUCGGGUCAGCUCGUAGUCGCAUCACACUGAGCAUCGAAAUAGUGUUGUUGGUACCUGGACUGCAAGCAACAUGAGCAAGCGAAAGUUAGAUAAGUCUGCAUCUGUGGCGCAACCAUCAGUGGUGCUGGAGCGCCCGCCGACACCAGAGCCCGACGUGGUCGAUGGGAAACUACCAAUGAAAGACUGGGAGAAAGUUGUGGAAGAUAUCAACGAUGGCAGCUCCCUGGCAGCCAAGGUGGUCCGUGAAGCGGUUGAUGGGGCAUACAGCAUCAUGCAUGAUGAGUACAUUGAAAGCGAGCUUGUACCAUUCUGUGUCACACUGGCGCGGCGGGCUAUGAACCGGCUGCUCAAGUGCCAGCCGAUUGAAGUGGACCCCGGUGACCAGGACAUUGCUGAAGACGUGUACACUGCGGGAGACGAGCCUGAACCACCUUAUCUAGACAACUUCUUCCGUGGUGUCGCCGUUCCGGAUCCUACGCAGUCGAACAAGGCCGCGAUAGUGCAGCCACAGGUGGUACGCGAGAGUGACACCAGUGCCAAGUUGGGUGUUGUAGCAAAGGCGGAAGAUGGUGUGACUAGCCAUCCUAUUGUCCUGUCCCGUGAUGCCGCCAGCCUUGGCUCGCACACCGAAAAGAUUCUCCUACGACUUCGCCAGCAGUCCCUAAGAGGCGUUGAUGCGGCAGCUGCUGCCAAGCCCAGUGGCAAAGAUAAAGACACAGCCGGCCCGCCGGCCACCAAAAUCACUUCCUCGACUUUACUUGAUGAGCUGAGCGGCACGGCGCUGUCAGGCGCAGCCGGCGAGGAGUAUCUGAAGCGACUCUGCGCAACGUUUGAAGGCCUGCAGCAAACACCCCGUGAGUCGGAAGGUGAACAGGCGCAGGCCACUACGCGUGAUCUAGAGCGCAGCCAGUAUCAACAAGUGCACAGCCGACUAAGGAACACGUCGGAAAUGCCUCCCCCUUCCAGGAUGCGCCCUGACCCGCACGCACCACUUCUGGCCGAACGCGAGGUGAUGGCGCGAGUCAGCAGGCUAGACCAAGCCAUGCUUGAAGCCAGGGAACGUCGAUCUAGACAACUGGAGGAUGACAUGCAUGGCUGUAUGUUGGAUGCAUCAGGCCCGCAGUUCCCACCGCCGCCGCUGAGACGACAGGCCGACUUCACAGACACGCAUCGGCGACUACAGAGAGACAGACUGGAUAGGGCUGCACGAGAACAUGAAAGAGAGCAACAACGCGAUGCGGCAAUGGAAUCCUUCCGCAGCUACCGUGCAAGAUGCCACGAGGAGAGGGAUCAGCAGUUGCGUGACAGCAUGGCAAGGACCACCUCAGCCAGCAGCCACGCGAUGGCUGCAACAAGCCAGCUGCCACCCGGACUUACCGAAGCGCAGGCACAAGCGCUGGGCCUGGACACGCGCGGUAGAAGUAAAAUGCACGACAUAUCCGUCAACGGUCGCGUCCAGAGGCCAAUUCUGACGACUGAUCGCUCAUGACAGACUGUUCAUCACCUAGCACACAGUAGAAUCAAACUUGAGUGCAUUAUGAAUAACGUUAGUUUGUACAAGACUUAGUGUUGGUUCCCAUAUGUACACAUCGGCAGUGUCUAAGCCACACUUCUAUUCCCGAUGAUCAGUGAGAAAGAUCUAUCAUGAGAUUUGCUCCACUCGAAAGGAGCUCCAAACAAGCUUGAAUCAGCCUGCAGCUUGUCUGCUAUCAUCAUUACCGUGCCUGGUCUAGUAGCCUAUCUAUUUGCGCAUGUGAGAUCUCUAGUCUAGCUGCUCUGGCCACUGCCACCACAUACACAGUACUCUUCGGCUCCACUCUCCGGCUCCACUCUUCAGCUGUGGAGCAGCAGGGUGUUAUUUGUUUUUGUCAAACGGUCGCCUAUCUGGAUGCCAAUCACGACAGCCAUGGAGUGUGGGCAGUACGUGGAUAACAAAAUCAGAAUCAAAAUAAUGCCAGACCAGUCCCUGCGGCCUGGGACAGCACAACCAGGCCCCAUAUCCAGUGUUGUUAUGCUACGGGCUUCCGGGCUCUUCACGAACUAUUGCCUAUCUUAUAUGACUUUUUGUUUGCAGUUCAUGUAUUUGAGACAAUAAUCCCUGAACCAGCGAUGUCGGCGCUCACA
Messenger RNA from Sycon ciliatum, 2428 nucleotides. RefSeq lists its product as uncharacterized. The record is from RefSeq and is a predicted model, not a curated record. NCBI's taxonomy places the organism in Eukaryota, Metazoa, Porifera, Calcarea, Leucosolenida, Sycettidae. The transcript has 7 exons. Bases 375 to 1793 code for a protein of 472 amino acids.